AUGCCCCUUGGUCAGAUCGAAUUACCGGUCACGUUCAGCGUGCCUGACAACUUCUGCAUAGAGAAGUUGACCUUCGAUGUUGCAGACUUGAAAACAGCGUACAAUGUGAUCCUAGGUUGCCCAAUGCUAGGCAAGUUCAUGGUUGUGGUGCAUUAUGCGCACCAGAGCCUGGAUAUGGUCGAGCACUUCCGCCAUAUGACGACUACCUCAAGAAGCAUAGAGUCUAAGUGCCAAAAGCAUCAAGCCACUGCCAAGACCAAGAACAAUGUCAAGGACUCCAAACUCGUGACUCACACUGAUACUUCCAAGUCUGACAAUACUGCCAAGGGUAAGACCAAUGACGGUGCCAAGGACAAGAAGAUUGAUGGUGGUAUCAAGGCAGUGCCCCUCGACCCAUCUGAGUCGGCCAAGACGUUCGAGAAAGAGGCCCACCUUGACCCCAAAUAG
Phragmites australis (common reed) is the source of this 447-nucleotide messenger RNA. RefSeq lists its product as uncharacterized. The transcript is spliced from 2 exons. Lineage: Eukaryota; Viridiplantae; Streptophyta; Magnoliopsida; Poales; Poaceae. Bases 1 to 447 code for a protein of 148 amino acids. The record is from RefSeq and is a predicted model, not a curated record.